AUGAAGUAGAGAAACAGUGGACAGUGGAAACUAAUCAGAAGAGAGUUCAAGACCUCAAGGUGCAACGAACUUGAAGCCAACAAAGGAGAAACAAUUGGGAGUAUACGAGCCGUUGCUGAGUUUAGACUACGUACUGGACAACCGUUGAUGAGUUUAGACUACGUACCGAACACGAUUGCCUAUAAACACCUUCACAGAUUGGGAGUAUACACUCAACUCACAUGUACACCUUCACAGAUUGGGAGUAUACACUCAACCCACAUGGACCUUCACAGAUUGGGAGUAUACACUCAACCCACAUGCCCCCUUCACAGAUUGGGAGUAUACACUCAACCCAUAUGCCCUUUCACAGACUGGGAGUAUACACUCAACCCACAUGCCCUCUGGAUUGGGACCUUGGGAGUAUACACUCAACCCACAUGCCCCCUAUGUAACCUUCAAGAGGAAAUGGAGAAGACCCACCUGAUUCGGUGUCCCACAGGAGAAAAUGAAGAAGACCCACCUGAUUUGGUGUCCAGCACUAAAGACAACGACGGAAACCCAGAGAUACUGGGAAGCAAAAAAAAGCCAGAGAUACUGGGAAGCAAGACGACGGCUAAAUGAACUGCUAUUAAUUAACUGCUAUAAAUGUACCCCCCUUCAUGAACGUAAUUAACUGCUAUAAAUGUAUCCCCCCCCCCUCUUGGGGUAGGAAUUAACUGCUAUAAAUGUCCCCCCCCC
Molecule: messenger RNA, 720 nt
Organism: Rodentolepis nana
Lineage: Eukaryota; Metazoa; Platyhelminthes; Cestoda; Cyclophyllidea; Hymenolepididae
Source: the annotation of a GenBank genome assembly